Molecule: messenger RNA, 1821 nt
Organism: Mesorhabditis belari
Lineage: Eukaryota; Metazoa; Nematoda; Chromadorea; Rhabditida; Rhabditidae
Source: the annotation of a GenBank genome assembly
AUGUCGAUGACAUCAUUAUCGAUGAGAUCCCGUAAAUGGGAAGACGUUUUGAUGGAGGGAUGGUUGCACAAAAGAGGAGAACAUAUCAAGAAUUGGAGGCCACGUUAUUUCCUUCUCUUCCGCGACGGUGCCCUCGUUGGAUUCAAGUCGAAACCGGAACACAAUCAGUCAUUCCCCGAGCCACUCAACGAUUUCAUGAUAAAAGAUGCUCAAGUUUGCACAAUGGAGAAACCUCGCGCGAAUAUGUUCAUGAUUCGAUGUCUUCAAUGGACAACGAUUAUUGAAAGAACUUUCUAUGCUGAUUCAGCUGAGACUCGUCAACGAUGGAUCACCGCAGUGGAAUCGAUUGCAAAACGAUAUCGAGCGGCCGCCGAGGAUGGAGAUGAAGCAAUGGAAACGGUUUCAAUGGAGGAUUUGUCAGCACCGGGCCCAGGAAUGCCCGGUCAUCCAACCACUCAUCAUCAUUUACAAGGUGGACAAGUCGCUCCAGGACAAGGCUCAUUUCCCCAACCACCGAUGCUUCCACAGCAAUCGAUUGCCGAUGCAUCCGAUGCGGCAAAGAGAGAUCAUAUUACAAUGGACGAUUUCGAAUUUCUGAAAGUUCUUGGCAAGGGGACAUUCGGAAAAGUGAUUCUUUGCAGAGAAAAGAGAACAUCCAGAUUGUAUGCGAUAAAGAUAUUGAAGAAAGAAGUGAUCAUUGCAAGGGAAGAAGUCGCCCAUACACUCACCGAGAAUCGCGUUCUCCAGCGGUGUAAACACCCGUUUUUGACGCAACUCACCUAUUCUUUCCAAACUCCAUUCCAUUUGUGUUUUGUGAUGGAAUUCGCGAAUGGCGGUGAAUUGUUCACUCAUCUCCAAAAAUGCCGGGUUUUCCCCGAGGAAAGGACGCGUUUUUAUGGAGCGGAAAUCGUGUUGGCACUCGGAUAUUUGCACCAUUUGUGCAUCGUCUACCGCGAUAUGAAGGAAUUGCGCUUCUCAUUUCAAACGAACGAUCGGCUUUGCUUUGUGAUGGAAUUCGCGAUUGGUGGCGAUUUGUAUUAUCAUUUGAAUCGUGAAGUUCAAAUGAUGAAAGAAGGAUUUUCUGAGCCAAGAUCAAGAUUUUAUGGAGCUGAGAUCGUUUCGGCUUUGGGAUAUCUACACGCAAAUAAUAUCGUCUACAGGGAUUUAAAGCUUGAGAAUCUCCUUUUGGAUAAAGAUGGUCAUAUAAAGAUUGCGGAUUUUGGACUCUGCAAAGAGGAUAUUUCAUUCGGUGAUCGAACGAGCACUUUCUGUGGAACGCCCGAGUAUUUGGCGCCUGAGGUUCUUGAAGACAACGAUUACGGCCGACAAGUCGAUUGGUGGGGAGUCGGGGUGGUCAUGUAUGAAAUGAUGUGCGGGAGAUUGCCUUUUUAUUCAAAGGAUCACAAAAAGCUCUUCGAAUUGAUCAUGAUCGGCGAGUUGCGAUUUCCUAGCAAGUUGAGUCCCGAGGCGAAGAAUUUGCUGAUGGGAUUGCUGGUGAAAGAUCCGACGCAGAGACUGGGCGGCGGUCCGGACGACGCUUUGGAGAUCACUCAGCACGAGUUUUUCGCGCCGAUUGACUGGCAAAAGUUGUACAACAAAGAGAUCGAUCCACCAUUUAAACCACAUGUCGCAUCCGAUACGGACACUUCGUAUUUCGAUAAGGAAUUCACCACCGAGGCUGUCCAAUUGACGCCUCCACCCGCUCGGGCUGGACCUCUGGCUACGGUAACUGAAGAAUUGGAGGAUAUGCAAAACAAUUUCGUGCAAUUCUCCUUUCACAACAACAUGAACAGUUUACGGGAGAAUAGCGAGUUGAUGGAG